AUGAGGCGCUGCAGCAGAUGGAACUACGAGUUCCGGCAGCACCCGCACGACCCCGCUGCGGUUUUCCCGGGAGCCGACGGGAGUCGGAGUUCCGAACCCCAGAGCAACCGGAAGCGGCUCUGGCUCCCGGCAGGCAGCGCGAGGAGGCGGAGGUCCACUGCUGUCAGUACAUUUGCUGGGGAAUUCCUGACGAGAUUUUACUUGUCCUUCCAUGCUGUUCUUUCUGGGGUUUCCUUGUUUCUUUUUGUGAUCCCGUUCCAGAUGGCUCAGCAGUGCAUCCAAAAUGAGUAUUUUGACAAAUUGCUUACUGCUUGCAAACCGUGUCACCUUCGAUGUUCUAAUACCCCUCCUCUACCUUGUCAGCGUUAUUGUGAUGCAAGUAAUUCAUUAUCUCUCUGAUAUUCUUUUAAUUCAGUGAAAGAAACGAAUACAAUUCUCUGGACCUGUUUGGGCCUGAGCUUGAUCGUUUCUUUGACAGUUUUCGUGUUGAUGUUCUUGCUAAAGAAGAUGAAUUCAGAACCAUCAAAGAAUGAACGUAAAAGCACAGGAUCGGCUCUCCAGAACGAGGUGAACGCUGACCAGGAGGAGGGCCGUGCUAGCAGGACUGGUGAGGAAGUUCUCUUGAGGGGCCUGGAGUACACAGUAGAAGAAUGUACCUGUGAAGACUGCGUCAAUUCUGAAUCAAAGGUCAAUUCUGACCAUUUCUUUCCACUUCCGGCUAUGGAGGAAGGUGCAACCAUUCUUGUCACCACGAAAACAAAUGACUACUGUAACAGCCUGCUAGCUAGUAUCACAGAGAUGGAGAAACCCAUUUUUACCAGAUAA
Molecule: messenger RNA, 825 nt
Organism: Odobenus rosmarus divergens (Pacific walrus)
Lineage: Eukaryota; Metazoa; Chordata; Mammalia; Carnivora; Odobenidae
Gene: TNFRSF17
Product: tumor necrosis factor receptor superfamily, member 17
Exons: 4
Biological process (GO): tumor necrosis factor-mediated signaling pathway
Molecular function (GO): signaling receptor activity
Source: RefSeq, a predicted model, not a curated record